Molecule: messenger RNA, 618 nt
Organism: Parnassius apollo (apollo)
Lineage: Eukaryota; Metazoa; Arthropoda; Insecta; Lepidoptera; Papilionidae
Source: the annotation of a GenBank genome assembly
AUGUCCAACGCAAUUUCAAGAGAUAUGUCGUCAAUCGAACGCGCCCCCAGCGGCUACGUGGACCCGGACACCUGGGACCAUGACUCGGUGCUGCGGUUGCUGGGGAUGCUGCAGCGGAGCGAGGGCGCAGCCCCCGUGUUGCAACACUUGCGCAGGACGAUGUUUAGCCGACGGUUUAUGUCGUUCAGAGACACAUUUAAGGCGUUCCCCAGUCUUUCCAAAGACCAUGUAAACUAUUUGUACUACGAAGUAGACUCGGAGGAGUAUUUCACAGAGACUACGACAGAUCUGCCCGACGAGAUCACCGAUGACUCCAUCAUUGUCAUCUCCAACCCCACAGAGGCGCGUCUGCCAGCUGCACAAAUCAGCGUCAAGCUGCUCAGGGAAAUACUAGAGGCAAGAGCAGUAGCGGCGAGACAAAUUCCGACAACGCGCUGGACCAUACGUUGGAAGCCGAUGAACAAAACUACCAGUACUACUCCAGUUGGAGGUGUAACGGAUGAGGGAAGCAGGAGCAGCGUCGUUACGUCAGCCGGGCCAGCUGGCAGCGAAGUAAUAGUAACAAGUGACAAUACUUCAGCUGCUGCUGCGACAGAAGUAACAUCGCCUCCAUCUUAA